AUGGAUCCUAACAUACCUCAUCUUCAUUGUGGCAGGAAGAUGAUGAAUUUGGCAAAAUUGGAUUUUGUCGCCCUUGACCUCUCUGGGAAGAACUACCUGUCUUGGGCCCUUGAUGCCGAGAUUCAUCUCGAAGCCCAAAACCUUGGGCCAACAAUCAAGGAAGGAAACUCAGCGUCCCCGCAGAAUAAUGCUAAGGCUAUGAUUUUUCUGCGCCACCAUCUCCAUCAGGGAUUGAAGGACGAGUACUUAACUGUCAAAGACCCACUUGAGCUAUGGACAGGUUUGACAGAUAGGUUCGCCCACCAAAAAACUGUUGUGCUCCCUAGAGCACGUUAUGAAUGCACGCAUCUGCUCCUUCAAGAUUACAGUUCUGUGAUAGAUUAUAAUUCUGCCAUGUUCAGGAUCACCUCCCAAAUGAAUCUUUGUGGAGAAACUGUAACUCAGGCCAUGAUGCUUGAAAAGACCUUCUCCACUUUUCAUGCCUCAAAUAUGGUCUUACAGUAG
Messenger RNA from Rosa chinensis, 504 nucleotides. RefSeq lists its product as uncharacterized. The transcript has a single exon. Bases 1 to 504 code for a protein of 167 amino acids. The record is from RefSeq and is a predicted model, not a curated record. NCBI's taxonomy places the organism in Eukaryota, Viridiplantae, Streptophyta, Magnoliopsida, Rosales, Rosaceae.